AUGCUGGCCAUGCUGGCGCACCGCAAGUUCCCCAGCGGGCUCCACAUGCCCCAAAUCAACGGAGAGGCGGCAUCGGUAUGCCCGUUCUUCCUCUUUAGCCACUUCCGCCCCAUCAUGCCUCCGGGACACCACUCACAAGCAGCCAUGAAUCAGGCUGCCAUGGCGCAACACCAUCCUCCCGGACAAGCUCUUACGAGCGAGCUGGCUAAGCGCCGCAGUCGGAAGCCAACCGACAAGACACUCCCUGAUGGCGUGGAGGACUGCAUCAUCGAUUCCGAAGUCGCCCAGCGGUACAAGGAGCUACGCGACUUUGAACGCCGUCUGGAUGCAACCAUGACGCGCAAACGCCUGGACAUUGUCGAGGCCGUCGGUCGCAAUGCCAAGCGUUACAAGACCCUCCGUGUCUGGAUAAGCAACACCGUCGAGGAUCAAGCGUGGCAAGGUAGCGGACUCAGUGUCGACAGCUUCGAUUUUACUCCGAGCGCCGAGCCUUCCUACCGCGUCAAGAUCGAAGGUCGUCUUCUCGAGGAUGGCCAAGACGAAUCUUCAGAGGACGCGCCUCAGAACCCGGAUCGCAUGGACGAGGACGGCGCCCCCAGCUCGAGACGCCCAAGCUCCGCUCCCGCUCCCGCGCCCCAGAAACAUCGAUUUUCCCAUUUUUUAAAGGCUCUCAAUGUCGAAUUCGAUCGCAGUCGCUCACGAGCUGCCUCGGACCAGACUGUGGAAUGGAAGAAGCAGCCAGGUCAGAACGCAGCGGCUGGCGCUGAUUUCGACGAGUUCACCUUUAAACGGAGCGGAGACGAGAAUAUGAACAUAACCAUCAACCUGCAUCGCCAGGAAGAUCCAGAGCGAUAUCUCCUGAGCCCUGAGCUGGCAGACAUCGUUGACAUGACAGAGGCAUCUAGACAAGAGGCCGUACUCGCUGUAUGGGAGUACAUCAAGAUGAUGGGUCUCCAGGAAGAUGAGGAGAAGCGCAACUUCCGCUGCGAUGAGCUUCUCAGGAAGAUUGUCAACGGCAACGACGUGGGUAUGAUUCCCAAUCUUAACGAUUAUAUUCAACCCCACCUGCGACCGCUGUCCUCAGUCAGCAUACCAUAUACGGUUCGUGUUGACGAGGAAUUCCACAAAGACCCUCAACCGACAGUCUACGACGUCCGCAUUGCAGUUGACGAUCCUCUGCGUUCGAAGCUUCUGCCAUUCGUGACCAACCCAGCGUAUGCCGGCACCCUGAAGGAGGUCGCCAAUAUGGAUGAGCAACUGGCAACGCUGGUAGCAGCCAUUGCCAGUUCCAAGGCCAAGCAUUCAUUCUUUAUGUCGAUGAGCCAAGAUCCUGCCAAUUUCGUGAGAAAUUGGAUGAGCUCCCAGAAGCGGGAUCUGGAGGUUAUCAUGGGAGAGGCCACAAGAGGAGGCGGGGAAGAUGCCACAGGUGACGACUGGCGGCGCGGCGGGAAGGAUAGUGUCUGGUCAUCCUCAAAUGCCCGCGAGAGUGUUAAUGUUAUGCUGGCUAAGCAGCCAACCCAGACCUCUCGCUGA
Colletotrichum karsti is the source of this 1533-nucleotide messenger RNA. RefSeq names its product putative SWIB/MDM2 domain-containing protein. The transcript is spliced from 4 exons. The record is from RefSeq and is a predicted model, not a curated record. Gene Ontology annotation, biological process: regulation of transcription by RNA polymerase II. Bases 1 to 1533 code for a protein of 510 amino acids. NCBI's taxonomy places the organism in Eukaryota, Fungi, Ascomycota, Sordariomycetes, Glomerellales, Glomerellaceae. Gene Ontology annotation, cellular component: nucleus; SWI/SNF complex.